Paramecium octaurelia is the source of this 3619-nucleotide messenger RNA. The record is from the annotation of a GenBank genome assembly. NCBI's taxonomy places the organism in Eukaryota, Ciliophora, Oligohymenophorea, Peniculida, Parameciidae.
AUGGGUUGUGGAUUGAAGAAGGAAAAGAAGGAGAGCAAUAAUGAGAUUGCUUCUUUGAAACCCCUAAUCAAAUUCAAGAUCACAUUUUCUAAUGUCAAGAUCAAGAACAUACCUCUUCAGAGGACUAAAGUUCAUUUUUCAAUUGCAAAUUAAGAUAGUUUCCAAACUUAAAUCUCAUAUAAUAAUCCUAACCCACAUUGGCGAUAAACAUUUAGAUCGUUUCAUGAAAGUGAUUUGGAAACCUUGAAGUCAGAAUUCUUCAAAAUUGUAUGCUACUCUUAUUUAUUCAGAGUGUCUUCUGCGCUGAAAAGAAUAAAUGCUUUGCUUCUGUAGUUUAAAAUAUGUGGGAAGUUGCAAACGGUCCCAUUCAUUAUGAUUUGUUUCUCGAAUCCACCAAGGCUCACUCAUCCAGAAUCACUUUUGACUUGAGAAUGGUCCAAAUGACAACCUUGAAAAUCCAAAGCAAACAAGUCAUGUGCGAACUUAAAGACCAAUUGAUGGAACAAGCCUAUAAUUUUCAAUUAAAAGUCAGAGUAUCCUAUUUCAUAAUAUCAUCAAGUCCCAUUAAGUGGAUUACUAUAGCGAUUUCUCUCCAAAUUACCUAAAUCACUACUUUUACCGUUAAUCCAGCAUCAAAUAAUAUGGGUACAUUGAUUCCAAAGAAAAACUAAGAAGUGAAUCCGACGAGUUCCAAUUGGUGAGAGACAUCUUCGAUUCAUCAAUUGAUGAGAGCAUUCAAACUGAUCUCAAGAGUUGCUACUUGAAAAAGAACGGACUCAAGAAUGAUCAAGAAUUGAUCUUAAAAAAAUCUAAAUCCAACAGCCAACUCAACACCAUGAUCCAUCUCUCGACUAGUCAAUCUCAAACUAACAAAUCCAGAAGACCCUACUCAACCAUGGGUCUAAUAACAAAAAAGGAUCUUCUGUGGGAAUUCAAAGUACAAGAAAAUAAUCCAAUCAUAUCCUUUGACAUUUAUGUUGAUGAAUUUUCCAGUUCUUCAUUUGAAUUCAUUCUCUGGGGAAGUUCAAAACCAAAUGAAAAAUCUGAUAAUGAAAGUGUACGAAAAAUUGGAAAUUCCAUUAUCUCCCUCAACAAAUUCUUCAGUCAAAAUGUCAAUGUCUUAGCAGAACUAGACAGGAUCUCCCUCCAAGAAGUGAGAUUUACAGACAAGUUAUGGAUCCAUGGCUAAUGUGUUGGAAGAGUCAAAGCAGAAUUCAUUAUAACCAAGGAUACCUUCAUUAGACAAAUGCUUGGAGGAUUCAGAACAGAGGAAGGCAUCCAAAGAUCCUCUUAACUCUAUAUCAAAAAGGAUAAAUACUCUGGACCACAGAGUCCCAAUAUCUAUCAAAUCAUCUAGAUCAAUAAUGAGAUAGAUGAAUUGGCUGGAAAAUUGAAUCAAAAGAGUCUUCAACAUAGGGAGAGAGUCAAAAUUAAUAAGGCCAUUAAUCAAAUUAUUGAAAAGUUGAGUACUUUAAUUAAAAACUAAGAGCUAUAUGAGAACCUAGAAGAGAUGAUAGCUGCUCAGUUAGUGUUUGUGGAUGUAACCAAGAAUCUAUUAGAAAGUGCUGAUUUAAUCGACGAAGAUUUGAGAGAUCAAUAUUAUGAUGUGCUUAUUACUUUAUUGAACAGAGACGAAUUCUUCAUCAGCUACUUGGGUUUCGAUAAGGAUCUCAAGGAAGCAUAUAACCUAAGAAACGAUUAGAAUUACGUGUCUAAAAAUAAGAAUCUUAUAUAACAAUUAAAUCAGAAAAUUAGAAUAGGAUUACAUUAUUAGAAUUUCUUACAUCAGACUUUUGAGAAAGUUACGUAGAAGCUCAAUUAAUAGGGAUAGAAUGACAAGGAAGAAUUGUUUGUAAAUACAUUUUUAGUUAUUGCUUUUUUCAGAAUACCCUAAUUUUAGAACUUAGUUAUUAACAUCCUAAAAGAAGAUCAACGAUUACUAAAUGAGGAAUUCGAGAAAGAUUUCGGAAUAAAUUGCAUUGAUAACACAUUUUCUGCUGAAUGGGAUAAGAAUUUUUAUGAUUAUCUACAAAGUGAUCCUCGUCAUUAAGAGCAUAAGAAGCAAUUCUAAGGCAUCCUUAAUUCUAUUGAUUGGAAGAACAUCAUACUUACAAGUAGAGUGUUUUUGAAGUGGUUCCAAUUAAUGUUGAAUCAUUACAAGAAAGCAAAACAUCCCUAUGAUAUGUGCUUAAUAUGGUCCGGUUUUCCUGGCUAUUUGAUUUUAAUAAAAUACUUGCUGUUGGAGAUUAAAUAUUCAAAUGAAUAUCCAUAUCCAGAAACUAUUAAACAUGCUUCAUUGUGCUUUUUGGAGAAUGAAAACAUGCUUAAUUAUUUAGUCGUUGUGAUAUUUCACAAAACCAAACUAUACGAUGGAAUUGCAGUAUUUUACACACUCGAUAUGAUCAAUGAUUGGUUUGACAGAAUCAAAAAGUAGAAUAAGAAGAUUCCAACUGAUUUCAACUAUCAAUUCCUGAUGAAGGGUUUGUUUAUGAUUUUUGAUGGCUAACAUGCCUCAUCGAUCAGUAAAGCACUCUAAUUGAUAUUUAAUAUAUUUCCUUAGAUGCCCAUUGAAAUCUAGAAGGAAAUCAGUGAUCACAUAUUUGAUAAUUGUUUUUUCAAGUUUUUCAUGUUUUGGAGUAAGUUAGUUAGAUUCGUCUUUCAACACCUUUUGAUCUAUCGAAUAUAGCAUCGACUUAGAAAUUAUAGACAGGAAAGCAUCAGAGACAUUUACAAGGAAUUCGAGUGCAUAAAACUAUAGAAGUAGAAAUACACAGUUGAAGAGAAGGCUAAAUUGUUGAAUCAUCUCAUUUACAUCAAAUACUCAUAAAUGAUUGAGUUGGUGUUGAAAAUCAAGAGAAAGAUUGCACAACACAAUCUGUAAUAGGAAAGUUAAUUUCAAUUGUAAUUAGAGGCAAAAUCUCUAAAAUUGAAAUUGAUGAAGAAGAAAUAACAAUAAAAAAAAUAUCAACUAAAGAGAAUGGAAUCUCCAAGGCAUGAUUAAAUAGAUAUCUCAUUUGAAAAAUAGUAAAGAUCAAAUAUUAGUUUAACAUUUAGUUUGAAUGAUCCCUUCUAUAAUUCCGACAUCAGGGAAGAUGAAAAGUCAAUAGAUCAGUCUCAUGAUAAUGCGAAAGAGAACAAUGUGUCUAAUUAUGAUCAGAAUGAAAUCUAUCUUUUUGAUAGGAGUAUCAGUUCGAUCAUCAAUUUGAAUGAUCUAUUGGCUGAUAUUGAUUAAGACAAGAAGACUAAUGAGAAAAGAAAGUCAAGACAUUCGAAUAGAAAUAAUUCGGUGGAGUUGAAUUCUGAAAAGAGCCAGAAGAGCAGGAGAGAUGAUAAUGUAAACCCAAAGAAAUUAAAAAUCUAUCAUCGACUCAACAAAUAAGAGAACAUCAAGAAAUCAUUCACCAAAGAACUCUUGUCAUACUUGAUUCCAGCUAUACAGGAGUGGCAAGAGCAAUAGGCUAAUUAUAAACGAUGGUUUUUGAAGACUCAAGCAAUGAUAAAGAAGUAGUUUAAAUAGGAUCAGUAAGAACAACAAUUGAUGGAUAUCGACCCACCUGAAAUCAAUUUGUAUGUACCCAAAGAUGAAACAGAAAAUGAAAAUGUCUAUACAGAUCAUUGA